ACAAACCAUAGCACAGCAAAAAAAAAACACACCCUAAAGAGACAAUGAGAAAGCUGCUAGCCUUUGCCUUUCUUUUCUUCUUCUUUUGGGAUAAAACAUUAGCUCAAAUAGCUCCGGCGCCACCGUUAAAGGUGGACAACAUCACUUCCAUCCUCGAAAAAGGUGGCCAAUUCACGACUUUCAUCAAGCUAUUGAAAGCCACACAGGUGGCUGAUCAACUAAACAACCAGCUAAGCACACCGGACCCAAACGACGGGAUAACGGUGUUUGCACCGAGUGACAACGCGUUCUCCGGACUCAAAUCCGGGACGUUAAACUCACUUUCCGACCAAGAGAAGCUUCAGUUGGUUCAGUUCCAUAUACUCCCGACGUUAAUGUCGACGUCGCAGUUUCAAACGGCCAGUAACCCUUUGAGAACCCAAGCUGGGGAUGUUAAAGGUGGGAAGUUUCCGCUUAAUGUGACGGCGGAGGGGAACCAAGUGAAUGUGACGACCGGAGUGGUGAAUGCGACGGUGGAGAAUAGCGUGUUUUCUGACCGGAGGAUCGCGGUUUACCAGGUGGAUAAGGUGCUUUUGCCGUUGGAGAUUUUUGGGACAGCGCCGGAGCCGGCUCCGGCGCCAGUUGUUCCGGAGAAUGGUGGUUUGGUUUCGAGUCCUAAAACAGCGGUUAAGGGUGCUGAUGCAGCUGGUGCGGUGAGCUUGAAAUUUCAUGCUUUGGCAAUGGGUUUUUCGUCAUUUGCUGUUUUCUGGGCUAUUUUGGGGGGAUUUUGAUUUUGGAUUUUAUUUUUGCAUGCGAUGCUUGUGUUACUGUUUGUAAUUUGUGAUUGUGAUUAAAAAUAUUUGAUUUUUUUGUUUGUUAAUAUUGAAAAAUGCAAUAAAUAAUUAUUAUUUCGAUAUUAA
Molecule: messenger RNA, 899 nt
Organism: Gossypium raimondii (Peruvian cotton)
Lineage: Eukaryota; Viridiplantae; Streptophyta; Magnoliopsida; Malvales; Malvaceae
Product: fasciclin-like arabinogalactan protein 11
Exons: 1
Coding region: 45-770 (241 amino acids)
Source: RefSeq, a predicted model, not a curated record